UAACGGCCAGAAAUUGUUGCGGCCACCGAGUAUAAUUUAUCUUUAUCUUAUUAUGAAAAAACUUUUACAUGUAUAUACGAUCAUGAUAUGUUAUGGAAAUCUGGGAAGCAUGGCUCUCGCUCAUGGGUUGUCUUGUGAUUUUCGCUCCAAGUAUUCUCUCACAAGUCUGCCUGUUACUGCUUGUGCCACGGCCCCUCAAUACAGCUGCCCCAUUUUUAGAGAGAGGUUUUUGCCUCUGCAAAUUUCUCAAAACCCCUUUCUGUCUCCUCUCACAGUACCCGAAAGACACGUACUCUCUCCUAAGAGUAUUCCCCGAGUGCACUUUCUCUCUCUAGAUAGCUUGAGGAGAAGGUACCACAAGCAAACAGAAGUGGUUUCAGGUGUGGAGGAGGAGCUUCCCCCUGAGAUGGUUUCCACAUCAGAGCCACCCAAUCUUUUUGAUGGAACUACCAGGUUGUACAUCUCAUAUGUUUGCCCAUUUGCUCAGCGUGUCUGGAUUGCUAGAAAUUACAAGGGACUACAGGAUGAGAUGAAAUUGGUUCCUAUUAAUCUGGCAAAUCGACCUUCUUGGUACAAGGAAAAAGUUUAUCCUCCUAAUCAGGUUCCCGCACUUGAGCACAACAAAAAAGUCAUAGGAGAGAGCUUGGAUUUGCUCUAUUAUCUUGAUACACAUUUCGAGGGCCCCAAACUUCUUCCUGAUGAUCCAGCCAAGAGAACAUUUGCAGAGGAGUUAAUUGGGUGUUGUGGAGACUUCAUAAAAGUGCGCAGCGCCUUUUCUAAAGAAGAUAUAGAAGAGGAAGUGGGUCCUCCUUGUGAUUACUUGGAAAGUGCUCUUUCCAAAUUUGAUUUUGGACCUUUCUUCCUUGGUGAAUGUAGCAUGGUUGAUAUGUUGUAUGCUCCGUUCAUUGAACGUUUCCAUCUUUUCCUUUUGGAUGUCAAGAAGUAUGAUAUUACAUAUGGGAGACCUAGGUUGGCUACUUGGAUUGAGGAGAUAAAUAAACUGGAUGCCUACACACAGACCAAGCGUGACCCUGAGGACCUCCUACACCGCUUGAAGCAAAGAUACUUAUUCUUUUUUGACCCCUUGAACCUUUUGGACACUACAAGCCUAGACCAUCCUUGCACAUCAUAGCGUAUGUCGAUAGUAAGCACGCGGUGAGAGUGAGCGCGCGGCGAUAGUGAGCGCGCGACGAUAGUGAGCGCGCGUCGAUUGUAAGCGUGCGGUGAUAGUGAGCGCGCGACGAUAGUGAGCGCGCGGCGAUGGUAAGAGCACGACGUUGGUGAGCGCACGGCGGCAGCGAGAACGCAACGACAUGAGUGAACAAGGGGCAUCGCCGUGUGCGUAGCGCCAGCUACGGCAUUGCCAUGCAUGAUUAAGUGUUCGCCACUUGUCUAGCAGCAUGGGAGUUGGUUGCCACCCGUCAGCUUGGCUGUCACCUGCCACUUGAGCGGAUACUUAAGCCCUUCCCUCUCCCUCACGUCCUUCACUUUUUACUCCUCCAAAUCUCUCUCUCUCUAAAACAAGUUUUGGGGAGGUUCACUCCCUCACUUUGGAGUAGGCAUUGUUAGAGAUAAAGGACUGUAGAAGAAAGAUUGGAGGACACCAUUGUUGGCUAUGUAAGUGGAUUUCUACCCCUUUGCAUCAAGUUGUAAGAGUAUGAAAUUGAAAGUAUGAGAUUUAAGCAUGAAUUUUCAUGAACAAAGUACGAUGUCAAACACGUAUGUUGUGUUAUGUUUUCCAACAAUGAGGUCUUCUUUGCAUAAUAAGUUGGGCACUGUUAUCACUCUUGUGGAUCCUGAAAUUUUAUGGAAUGAUGCUUGUGUAAGUCUAGCCUAAGAUAGAAAAGGUUUCAUGUUGUUAUCUUGUAUGAGUUUGAAGUUAUGGAGUGGUCUUUGGAAUGUGCCAUGAGUAUAUUGUGAUUUUCCAUGGAACUUAUAUGCUUUUGAAAUAAUAUUUUGACUGAGCAAAUGAUAUCCAAUUGGCCUCAAAUUACCACCAUUUGAAAGGUUUAUGAGUCUACUUAGAUUUUAAUGUUUAUGUCCAGUUGAGAUUCUUGAUAGUUUGGAAGAUGUGUUUCAUUUAGUGCUUAUAUGCUACUGUUAGCAGAUUGUGAUAAUUUCUAGAAAUAUGACUUCUACUGUAUUAAAACUUUACCUGACCUAUUGAGGUCCAAAUGACCCAAAAACACAACCAUUUGAUAGAUGCAUGAGUCUUCUACGAUUUUUAUGUUUUAACCUUGCCCAAAUUCUGUGUAAAUGAGGAGUUAUGCUAAAAAAUGCUCCAGUAUGUCAUUAUUGACAGAUCUCACAGAAACUCAGAAUUUUGGUCUCCGUAGCUAUGAAUUUUGGCUUACCAAAUGGAGUCUAAUUACCUCGAAACCACAACCAUUUGAAAGCUUUGAAUGUCUACUAAAAGUUGCAUGAUAAAAUUGUUUCGAAAUCCUGCUAGGUUGCAAGCUAGGAUUUGAAUUGUGAACAUAUGUCACUAUGGGCUAAAAUUCAGUAAGAUUCAGAACGAUAUGCUGAACCCUUAAUUAAUUAAAUAAUGCUCUGUUAGAAAAUUGGAAUAGGAAUUUAGUUAAAUUUCCCUCACAAUUUGGGUGAUAUGCCUCAUUCUGUAUAUGCCCAUGAUUGAUAAGAAUAAUAAUGAAUUUAAGUUGUAUAUGAGUUAUGCACAUUUUAUGCAUAAAUGUUUCUUUUGAACAUAGGUUAAAUCCUGUUGCAAGGUUAUAAGACACCGAAAUGGCAUGCUUAUGAUCCUACAUAUGUUGAAUGUUCCUGACCUCUUGAAAAGAGUAAAUUAUGAAUGAAUAAAUGUUAUGCAUGCCUAUAUACACUGGAACUGAUAUAUGUGAUUUCUGGCCACUAGGCAAUAGGUCCCCCAUUAG
Molecule: messenger RNA, 2888 nt
Organism: Amborella trichopoda
Lineage: Eukaryota; Viridiplantae; Streptophyta; Magnoliopsida; Amborellales; Amborellaceae
Source: RefSeq, a predicted model, not a curated record